AUGUCCUUAUACGUACUCAGUCUCGUCUGGACGUGCCGCGCGCUGCGCGCCACGGACUGGCCACGCGAGUUUGAUAGAGCCGCCUUCGAACGCUACCUCGACGCGCGGCCGGCGGCCCUGAUAAAACGGACGGCGGCCGUCGCGGCCGAGGCGCUGCCGCUCCAGGCGCGCGCGGGCCAGCUCUGGGCCGCCGGCGCGCUCCGGCGAGACGACGCCCGCUUCGCGCGCGACGCGGCGGCGGCGCUCGAGCGGCUCGGACCAACUUUUAUAAAGAUCGGCCAGCUCCUCUCGGUCCGCGAGGACGUGGUCGGCCCCGUCUGGGCCGCGGAGCUCGCCCGGCUGCAGGCGACCGUGUCCGUGGGAAGCCCGGACGCCGUCGACGCGAUCUGGGCGGCGGACUUCGUCCAUUUAAAGCGCGUGAACGCGACCGCGGCCGCGUGCGCGUCCGUAGCCCAGGUGCACCGCGGCACCUGGCAGGGGAGGGACGGCGAGGUCACGGAGGUGGCGUGCAAGGUCCUGCGGCCGGGCGUGCGGGACGCGGUCGCGGUCGACCUGUGCGUGCUGUUGAGGGCCGGCGAGGCCCUGGAGACCUGGGCGCCCAGGGUGCUGGGCCAGUCGAACGUGGACUGGCGUCUUUUGCUGGGCGGGCUCGCGUCGGCCCUCUGGUCCGAGCUCGACUUCGAGGGCGAAGGAGAGCGGCAGGAGAAAUUCCGGCGCAACAUGCAUGCGGUAGAGCACGUGACGGUCCCGCGCGUGCUCGGCGCGACGAGGGACGUGCUCGUCAGCGAGUGGGUCGACGGGCGCGCGUUGAACGAAUUGAGCGAUCGAUCGUGGCAGCUCAAGAAAAGCGUCGACUGCAUCCGCAACGCCUACUGCCAGGCCUUAUACGUCGACGGCUACUUCCACGCCGAUUGCCACGGCGGGAACUUGUUGUGGACCGCAAAAGAUGAGCUGUGUGUCCUGGACUGCGGGCUCAUGGUCGAGAUUGGCCGGGAGGAUUCGCUAGCUUUGCUGUCCUUGUCGCUCGCGCUGGCGGCGCGCGACUGGGCGCGCGUCGUCUCGGCGGCGGCGUCGCUGGGUUUUCUCCCCGAGACGCUUGACGCGGCGACGCGGUCCGAGGCGGAGCGCGUCGCCAAAAGUAUCAUCGGGCCCUACCUCGAUUCUGGGGGAGGCGCGAAGGCCAUCAACGCCUACCAGGCCUCCACUUUAUUCGGAGAUGUAGCGCAAGCGUCGACCGGCCUCCCGACGAGUCUGCCACCGAGCAUGGUGCUGCUGGGCCGCGCCGUGCUCCAGUUGGAAGGUCUCGCGCUGCGGGCGGACCCGGACUUUAAAAUUGUGGACGACAUCCUACCGGUGGCGGCGCGGCUCGCGCAACAGCGUUCUGAUACGUCCAGCUUACUGAGGGAGCUGUUAUACGGCGUCGCGGGCGACGGGAAUAGUAUCGACGGCUCGAAGCUGAGGUCCCUCUUGAAGACCGCCCAGCAGACGUCGACGUCCGCGACCUCGUCGCUGGAUGCGGUGCUCGAGGACGAAGCGACGCGGGCCCUGGCCUGCGACGAGGCCGUGGACGCGCUGGACUCCCUCGGCCGCGACCUCGUGUGGCGUGCCAUUGGGGAGCGGGGCCCCCCGUUUCUCCGCGCCAAGGCCGAGGCCCUGGUCCCGAGGCUGUCCGAGGACGAGUCCGCAGUCGUCUCGCGCCUCCCCGAGGCGCUCGCGGCGCUCGACGACGACGCGGCGACUCCCGAGGACGCUGACGCGGCACCCCUCGCGCGCAUCGCGAAGGUGCCGGCCGCGCGCGACGGCGCGGCGGCCGUCUUCCAAGCUGCGAUCGUCGACAACGACGCGGCGAGCCAGGAGUCGCUGGCGCAAGUCGCGGACGGGCUCACGGAGCGCCUCCGGGGGCGGCUGACGGACGCGGGGCUGCCGGCAUUCCUGGCGCCGCGGCUGCCACUGCCGAGGGGCUGGCGGAAGGACUAGGCCUUUUGUCUGUUGCAUGUGAUGUUUCUUCUAAAUAAAAAAUGAACUUUUUC
Molecule: messenger RNA, 2030 nt
Organism: Pelagomonas calceolata
Lineage: Eukaryota; Pelagophyceae; Pelagomonadales; Pelagomonadaceae
Source: the annotation of a GenBank genome assembly